AUGGAACUCUUUAAGGAAGCAAGGAAAAGAAUAUUAAACAGCCUAAGCAAUUAUAUCAAGAAAAGUUCAAAUGAAGAAGAGUUGUCAUUUGUGUAUUAUCAUUAUCAUGACAGUCGAGAAGGCGGGAUUGAAACGCUAAGUCUAGUAAAAUACUUGAAAAUUAUCAAAAAAAGUAAAAAUUCAGCAAGUUACAUGGCUUAUCUGAGGGAAGCACCCCAGGGCUUAAAAGUAAUUAAUUUUGAAACUCUGUUUUCCCUUGAUAGACUAAAGGAUUUUUGUAAUAAAUAUAUACUUUGCGAUGUUUCGGAUGAGAAUUUUCUAAAAACCAAACCGCGCGGCACCCAAGAUAUUUAUCCCCCCCGUUCCCUAAUUCAUCAAAACAUCCAACAAAUAAUUAUUGAGGUACUUCAUAAAAACAAUUAUCAGCCGAUAAUUUUUCCAACUUUUGAAUAUAAAGAAUUCUUUACCAGUUCUUUGGGUUCCACCACCGAUAUUAUUCAUAAAGAAAUGUAUGAUUUUUUGGAUAGAAAAGAGCGAGAAUUGGCUUUGCGGCCGGAAGGAACCGCCAGCACAGUGAGGUUAGUUUGCCAAAACAAGUUAAUUAAAGAAGGUUAUCCACUGAAAUUAUAUUAUUGGGCUAAUAUGUUUCGUUAUGAACGACCACAACAGGGGAGAUAUCGGGAGUUUUGGCAGUUAGGAGUGGAAUUAAUUAAUGCCGACGGGGCUAUUGCCGAUUAUCAAAUAUUAAAAUUAACUGCCGACAUUUUGCGUGCUUUAGGGAUUAAGAAUUUUAGUUUUAAAUUGAAUUAUUUAGGUAAUAACGAGACCAAAGAAAAAUUUAAAAAAAAAUUAAAAGGUUUUGUUGAAAAAACUGCUCCUGAAUUGUGUGCUGAUUGUCAAAGGAGAUAUGAGACUAAUCCGCUGCGGACGCUUGACUGUUUACUCUGUAAAAAUAAAUAUAGUUAUCCUUUUUAUAAGGACGCUUGGAGCGAAAAAGAUAACGACUAUAUAAAUGAACUUAACCGGAUUUUGGAUAAAUUUAAUUUUCCUUAUCAAUAUGAUUAUCAUUUAGUACGAGGCUUGGAUUAUUAUACAGGAUUAGUUUUUGAGAUUGAUUUGGGAACACAAAAAGCCAUUUUAGGCGGAGGUCGUUACGAUAAUCUUUACCGAGAAAUAGGAGGUGUGGAUGUGCCUGCUCUUGGUUUCGCUAUUGGAAUUGAACGAUUGGCGGAAUAUUUGGAGGAAAAAAAAAUACUUAAAACUGAACAAAAAUGUUUUGUCGGAGACCAAAAAUGUCCGUUAGUAGUGGAUUAUAAUCUAAAAGUAAAAACAUUAAAAUUUCUGCCAAAAAUUAUUGACUAUUACCAACCAAAAAUAUUAAUUAUAGUGGGGGAGGAAGAGUUAAAAAGCGCUGGGCGGGGGGCCCUGGCGGGACCAAUAAUAGUUGCUGCCGUUGUUUUACCAACCGGCUAUCAAAAUCCUUUGAUUCAGGAUUCAAAAAUACUUAGCCCCAGCCAAAGAAAAAGGGCUUAUCGUCUCGUCAAAAAAGAGGCCUUGGAAUAUAAAAUCAUUGCCAAAAGUGCUCGGGAAGUAGAAGUCAAAAAUCCUCUCGCUGCCACCAAGGAAGCCAUGGUUGAGGCUCUGGUCGGUCUGAAAAAUAGACCUGAUUUGUGUCUAGUGGACGGUCAAGAAAAAAUUGUUUCCGAAGGAUUUAAAAUUGUCAGUGUAGUGGGUGGCGAUCGACGGUCUAUUAAUAUUGCUGCUGCUUCGAUUAUUGCCAAAGUAACCCACCAAGCAAUUAAUCAACGGCCCAAUUUCUUUUCUGAUACAGAAUUAUUACUAGCAUAUCAAGAUGCUCUACUUUUAAAAGUCCUUACUGAAAGCCAAGCAAUUUUUUUAGCCAAAACCUAUCAGUUAGAAUAUCAAAAUGUUUGUCAAAAACUUUUUCAGGAACCGAAAAAUAUUUUUCUGUCUUCGACAAAACACCGGACCUAUCUCUCACACAAACAACCACUUUCUUCUUGGAAACCAACUCCUUCAACCGGUCUUGGAACUCAACCUGUUUCUCCCAAUCCAACCCAUUAUCAGAUUCAUCAAAGAGGAAGAUUUGGGA
Molecule: messenger RNA, 2113 nt
Organism: Racocetra fulgida
Lineage: Eukaryota; Fungi; Glomeromycota; Glomeromycetes; Diversisporales; Gigasporaceae
Source: the annotation of a GenBank genome assembly